Messenger RNA from Salmo salar (Atlantic salmon), 1521 nucleotides. Lineage: Eukaryota; Metazoa; Chordata; Actinopteri; Salmoniformes; Salmonidae. The record is from RefSeq and is a predicted model, not a curated record.
UCCGGAUCCGAAAGGACAGAAAAUGCUUCUUCCAAAGAGACCCUUGGGGAAAUCCUGGUUGCUAUCCAGAGUGAAAUCUCAAACUUAGGGCGAAUUAAGGAUUCCAGGGAGCUCCUUCAGAUCAACGAUAUGGUAGGAACUAUGCUGAAGGAGGUUGAGAAAAGUGAGGAUGACAGUGAACAAGUCUGCCAAGACAUCCCUAGAACCUGUUCAUCUUUGUCCACUUCUUUAAAGGGUCGUAGUUCCUUGUCUAGCUCUUCAAAGGGUCCUAGGUCAGAGUGUGAGUUAGAGAUCAACCUCCCUGGCACUCCCAUCCCUGACGAAGUGCCUUUUGAUCUGACCUGCCCCAUCGUCAGGAGCUCCUGCAUCGACACCAGGGACUCUAAAAUGCCAGAGAUUUCUACAAGUGACCUAAGGACAAAGAUGAUGGCACACACAGAUGAACCCCUGCAUCGUAACAGUCCAAUGACUGACAGCAGCCGACCACCGAGUGCUAAAGCCUCUUUUCGAUCCUCCACUAUUCCAUCUUUCACCAGCAAGGGAACCUCUUUGGUACCAAAGGGAGAUGGGAUUGACAUUGAAGAGAAGGAGGUGAGCAUCCCCAGCAGCUCUGGCCAUCUGAGGGAGCUCUUAAUCAGGCCAGACAUCAGCAGUGCCACUGCAUUCCCACUGCAGUACUUGAUGGACUCCAGCAAAGAUGAUGUCAUCUGUUUGGUCACCGUACUGGUGAUAAGGUUGCUAUCGAAGAUCAGACCCUCAGCCCUAGAUGGACCCUUCCAACAGGCACCAGACAUGACAGAAACAUCUCAGCAACUCAUCAGACAAGUCCUGUCUGAGUUCUGUGCUGCAUCCAGUUUCUCCAGGACACAGGAAUAUUCCCAGAACCUGCACAUCCACAGGGUGUUCAGAGGUGUACAUAAAAACUUGAUGGAGGAGUUUGGCUCUUAUAACACCCUGCAAGCAGCUAUUUCCUCCCAGGACCCUGCAUUUGACAGAGUCCUGGUAAAGUCCUUGACCCAGCAGCUGGUACAGGGACGCAAGGAAGCGUCAAGACCAGCUUCUGCUGCAACAAACCCAGCAGACCAGGCUGAGACAGAGAGGGGGGCUGAGCAGAAAGCAAGAAGGAGCUUCCUUUGCUUUUCAAUGACCAAACUCAGGAUCAACUUCAAGCGUUCCAAGAGAGAAAACAAAAAGGACUGCCGUUCAGUCCAGGAACAGACUGAGAUUCCCUCUACUGAUGGACAUUGCAUAGCUCCACACAUUGAGGCUCAUGGUGCUGAAUCUCCAGUUGGAGAGGUUUCUCCCUCCAUAUCUCAGCCUAUCAAAAAACAAUCCUUGAUUGUCAGGGUCUUUUCAGCAAUGAUGAAGCCAUUCAGGCGCUUCACCAAGAAGAACCUGUAACCUGUUACGCUGCAUGAAGAACUACUUUUGUAACAGCAAGACUUUUGAUUUAGAGGAAUUUCUGCAUGUCUACCCUUUCAAAGUCUAUUUGAUCAAAUAAAUGCAAAUUAUUUUACAAGA